GCGGUUGCGCUCCUCUUGGCCAAUCUCGGCCCUAUGCUUUCUUUCGUGCGCGUGUGACAAAUGACGUUGGGUUGUUCAUUCAUUUGCUUUCAAGACUACUUUUUAUUUUGAAAUACAUAUGUUUAUAUUAAUUCUCAAAGUGUACACUAUCAUCCUACGUGAAGAACUGUUCGCGAAUAUGCUUAAGAUAUAAUGUGCUGUGUAAUAUUUAUGUGAAGUGAUAGUGCAAUUUUGGAGGUAAAAUGCCCGCUUCCAUUUGCGACCCUGUAUCAAGCGCAUUGCGUUUGUCUCUCGCCGCAGAUGAAUCCCAGGGUUCGUCUUUGCUGGACAGUAGACUGUAUUCUUCUGCAAAAAGUGUGCUCCUUUCAAAGAUAGAAUUCGAAGAAUCAGGCGAUUAUCAAAGUAACGUUCUCGAUGGACUGAAAUCUAAAUACGUGGUCAUACGACCUAAAAAACCAGUGUUAGACAGUAAACUACUUAAAAAAGACGGAAAUGCAGCGAACCAGGCAUCAGAAGGAAACAAAAGUGAAGAUGGCUUACCAAAGCCAAAACGUGUGCUGUUUCCUGUUGAGAAGCUUCAAUUGGGAUGGCAGGGGUCCUGGUCAGCAGGUGCUGGCAUGCAAAAUGUUGGAAACACCUGUUACCUGAACUCGACCCUACAAGCACUCUUUCAUGUUCCUGCAUUCGCCAACUGGCUUAUUUCUGAAGGAGCACAUGCAGAAAAAUGUAAUCAACAAGAAGCUUGUGUCAUUUGUGGCAUGCGCGCUACACUAAUAGCCACACAGAAGAGUGGCGGAGCCCCCAUCAAGCCGUGGCAGGUUUAUUCCAAACUGAGAAUAAUUUGCCGCCACCUGACACCUGGUAGACAGGAAGAUGCUCAUGAGUUCCUGAGAUAUCUUGUGGAAGCCAUGGAGAAAUGUUACCUGUCACGGUUUAUCAACUCAGACAAACUUGACCAGUACAGCAAGGAGACAACUCCCUUAAAUCAAAUCCUCGGUGGAUAUCUGCGCUCCACAGUGCGGUGUCUUGCGUGCCAUCACCUCUCUACAACUUAUCAGCAUUUUCAGGACCUGUUAUUAGAUAUAAGGAAGCAUUCUACAUUAGAUGAGGCACUAGAUUCAUUUUUCUCAAGAGAAAGGCUUGAAGACUUAGGGUAUAAAUGUGAAGCAUGUAAUAAAAAGGUAUCAGCAACAAAACAAUUUUUCGUUGAGCGUGCACCAAUGGUGCUCUGCAUUGCCUUGAAGAGAUUCUCCUUAGCAGGGGGGAAAUUAUCUAAACAUGUGCAAUUCAGGAAGAAGAUAUCCCUCAGCAAAUACAUGUUCAACAAGAAUAACCAUCAACAAUUGUCAUACAAGCUGGUGAGCCUGGUGACGCACCUGGGUCCCGGGCAGAACUGCGGGCACUACACGGCGCUGGGGCAGGCGCCGGGCGGCCAGUACUGGCAGUUCGACGACAGCUCCGUGCGCGCGCUGCCGCUGUCCGCCGUGCUCGCCACCAACGCCUACAUCAUGUUCUUCGAGAAGGACGACGACGCGUCCUACGGGCCCCAGCCGGCCGCCGACCAAGACAAGAGCCCCCUCAAGCUCACCUUCUACCGCGAUAACAAACCCAACAGCACCUCCACCGAACCCAAGCUCGACCGGCCUAUCAUCCUCAACAGCACCCUGAGCAAAGCGGAAACCUCGGACUCUAAUACGGAACCUUGGGUGCUCAAGCAGAAUGGGGAGGUGGAAAAAGUCGCACAGCCUCCCAAAAUCACGAUAGACAAGACGGGCACCAAUAGAAUAAGCUUCGUCGUGAAGAGUCAAAACGGCGACGACGACUCGGCGACGCGGCGGCACAAACUGUCGAAGAGCGACCCGGAUCUCAGAUCCGUUCCUAUUAUUAGAACUACCCCCGACAAGUCUCCCGCGUCGACGAGUAAACUAGUUAGGCCGUCGAAAUCGCCCCUAGAGAAACUAGAGGAGCAGAUGAAUAAGAACGAUUUUUCCAACCAGAUUCCGAGAAACGGAAACGGAAAUUCGAAGCUGGUUCCUUACGAUUCGGAGUCUAGCGGCGACGAGCGAGGCUCGGAUAAGGAGGAGGAGGGUCGGAAGCCCCGCCGCGACGGGCCCGGCGUGCUGGGCACCAAGGGCGUGUGGACCGUCUCCAGCGAGACGGGCGGCCCGCUGCUUAGUCCUAGUUUGAACGGCGACACUAUUAAGAAAGCAAAAGAGGCGGAGGAGAGGCGGACGGAGAACGAGCCGAGCCCUCACACCAGCGUGAGCAGCAUGUCGCCGCUGUCCGACCGCAGCUCCCCCUCCGCGCCGCGCCAGCCCCCCGCCCCCCCUGCCCCCCUCACCCCCCUCACCCCCCCCACCCCCCUCGCGGGCGCGGACACGGCGCGCCACCUCGGCGCGCUGUCGCACCGCGGGUACGGCGCGCCCGUCGACACCUGGAACGGGACGCACAGCGCCAUGUCGCGGCAGGUAUUCGAGGAGCGGCGCGAGGAACGCAAGCGCGCGCUCGAGGGCGCGGACGACAUGGACCGCGGCCGCACCAAGAAGCUCAAGACCUUCCACCACUACAACCGGUUCAACAACCGCAACUCCUACAACCCCUUCCAGGAGAAGCAAAACAAGCCCCACUGGGGCGGCGGCGGCGGCGGCGGCGGCGGCGGCGGCUUCAAGUACCGCGCCGACCGCCGGCCGCACCACUUCAACAAACACCACAACAACAAGUACAAGCGAUUCAAUAGGUACAACGGGCACCACUACCCGCGGCACCAUUGACCCUGGCUGGUCAGCUUGUGCUUCACCAUGUACAUAUAGCUUAAAUUACAUUUCUAGUUUAACUUAUUCUAAGUGCCCACUGUACCGUGUUUCUAUAGGCGUCUCAACUAAGUGUAAACAAACAUUAACGAAACGUACGUUAUUACAGAUAGAUAGAUAUAAAACACCAUGUUCAGUUUAUUUACAUUUAGUAAUAACCUAUAUAAAUACACUAGUUUACAGUAUAAAAUUGUUGCGCUGCCACUAGAGUCCAAAAACGAUUGUAGAAUGCAAAGAUUUUAUCUAUCGAAAUCAAUAGUCAACUGCCAGAGUCAGCCUUAUAAGAAAACUAUCUGAAAAUCUUCUAUAUAUCCAAUGACAUACCUAUUCUAGUUGUAGGCGAUACAUUAUUUGUGAUUUAUUCAUUAAAAUAAUGAUUUUGCCUCAACAGUGAUUAGCUAUUACUAAUCGAUCGAAUAGUUGUAUUAUUUUUUAUCAGUAUAUACCAUGCAAUAAUUAAUUGUUAAAUCCUUAAGCUAAUUGUUACCUUUUGGAAUAAAUAGUUCACUAUUACGAGACAAAAACGUCUUGAGAUUCCACUAAGCGAGACGUGUUGGUGUCUGAAACUCAACGGGACUGAAGAGUAUUUUUAUUAUAAGAAACGGCCAGCGUGUGGUUAAAUAUUAAGCAUAAUUAUUAUUUACAAGGAUUUAUCGUAAUAAACUUUAAUAAAAAAUAAUUAUGUAAUUUAAGCAUGUGUAUACCAACGCGAAUAGCCAUCCUGUAAUUUGAAUAUUAUGUUAUCCUGUAUGUAGAAACGUUCGCUUGUUUUGAUUGAGAUUGUCGGAAUUUUGGUCGGAAUUAAGUGCUGCCCUGCUUAUGAAAAUGCAGUACUUGCAUGAAAAAUAUCGUUUAAAUAAAGACCUUAUUAAGCAGAACAAGAUAAACAAUUGCAUGAGUUUUCCAAUGUGAUUACUGCAUUUGCGAUAAGCAGGGCAGAGUGACGCCACGAUGUUUAUGCGAUUUGCUUAUUCUGUACAUACUUCUAUUUUUCUUUCAAAUAUUCGAACUCUUGUUUAUUGUAUUCAGACCACAUUCGAAGGAGUCUGUGAAUAGUUAUGGGCGUAUUGACGUUGAGGUUCUUGUGGUAAGCAAAAGCUUGUUAGACAAAUUCGUAGGCAGCCUUCCGAGUCGCCUUAAAGGUUGUCGAUCUUUGUAAAUAGUGAAGAACUGAGCUUUUACAGAGUUAGCGUGAAUGGUGAUUUGAUGAAUGGUAAUUCGAAAUGUGGCAAUAGUAACAUUUUGUAUAACAGCCAAAUGCGUCGUCCCUCCAGUACCUUAUAAGAAAACGUAGGUUUGCAUUUAUAUAAUCAAUGCAUAACACACUGUAGUAACAACACUAAAGUAAGGACGCUAACCACGAAAAAUAUCGUAUGUUGACACACUUGUUCCUAUCUCUAUCGCACGCGCAUAAUUAUAGUGCUGUCCCGCUCGUAGUGUCAUUGACCGUCGGCAUCAUGGGUGGGACAUCAAUAAUAAUCAAUAUGUACAAUUACGCGCGUGCGAUAGAGUUAGGAACAGGCGGGUUCGUACGAAAUUCUUUGUGCUUAGGGUCCUUACUUUACUAACCGUUGGUAGACCUUAUUGCGUUGUGAUACGAGUUACGAAUGGUCAGUCUACUGUGUCGACGAUGGUAGGUACAACACAUCCUCGACUACAUUUUAGCCUUAUAUUUUAGUACAGUGUGAUAUGUUCGUUUUUAUUCCCUUAAAUAUGUAUUUAUUUUCAGUCUCAAGUAGAGAUGUUUUCUUUGUGCGUAUUUUUUUAUUCAGAGCUUUAGGUAUGUUUUUGACGUAUUUGGAAUAUUUGACGUAGCCCUAGUGUGAAAAAUAAUAGUAUAUACGCGUUGAUUGCACAGCGUGUCAAAAUAAACUAAUUAAAUGCAACAACAA
Cydia splendana is the source of this 4702-nucleotide messenger RNA. It is a transcript of the gene scny, whose product is annotated as ubiquitin carboxyl-terminal hydrolase 36. Bases 243 to 2771 code for a protein of 842 amino acids. Gene Ontology annotation, molecular function: cysteine-type deubiquitinase activity. The transcript is spliced from 11 exons. Gene Ontology annotation, biological process: protein deubiquitination; regulation of apoptotic process. Lineage: Eukaryota; Metazoa; Arthropoda; Insecta; Lepidoptera; Tortricidae. The record is from RefSeq and is a predicted model, not a curated record. Gene Ontology annotation, cellular component: nucleus; cytosol.